Drosophila bipectinata is the source of this 1852-nucleotide messenger RNA. It is a transcript of the gene swi2, whose product is annotated as Protein singed wings 2. The record is from RefSeq and is a predicted model, not a curated record. Gene Ontology annotation, cellular component: extracellular matrix. Lineage: Eukaryota; Metazoa; Arthropoda; Insecta; Diptera; Drosophilidae.
CGCCGCAUUUGAACUUCAAACGCGAGAAAAGUAGCACAGAGCUAUGCCGAGAUACGCGGAUCCGUGACGCGCGCGAAAAGCAACAAAAUUUUUUGAUUAUGUAUUUGGCGUAGGCAAAUGGCCAGGCCAAAACAACUCGAUCCGAAUUCCCUCACCUGCCAACCAGAUCGCGACAAUGGAAUAUUCUGACUGAGAACUACGGAAAUUGGAUAAACAGACUUUAAAUAAAUAUACAAGAACUAGAAGCCAUUUAACAUGGCAAGCCGAUUCUAUGAAAAGUGGCCAGUGAAAUAUAUCUCCGUUCUUUGCCUGUUACUAAGUCUGGGUCAUGUCUCCUGUGAGGACUAUGAGACCAGUGCCACCACAAUGGCCACAACUACCACAAUCAUUUCGUUGCCCGUUUUCACGCCUGGCUGCCAAGACUGGACCUCGGCUCCGGAGGCAGCGGGUGGCAACUGCUCCCGUGUGACACCAAACGGACUUCUCAAGUGCUACGGCGGGAUGAAUAACCUGGCAGCCUUAUCUAACUCCGCCAAACUUUACCGACAGCAGCAGGCUGUGGAAAUGCUCCUCUGCGGUUGGCCCCAGGACGUCUUCAAUCCCUUGAAGGAACUACAGAAACUACCCCGCCUUCGAUCUCUGACCAUCGAGUACAGUGGCUUUACGGAGUUCAAGUUUGAUUUCCCCGAAAUGACUCACCUCCAGACCAUAAACAUAUCGUGGACCAAUCUUUCUUACAUCUCGUCACGAACUUUCAAGAGAGUCCAUCCUCUUAGAGUGUUGGAUCUGCGAUGGAACCAGCUCAUUCAGCUGGACGGGCCAUUGAUCUUGCCCCACAGCUUCGAGCAGCUCUACUUGGCCGGCAAUCCCUGGAACUGCACCAGGAACUUCAAGUGGCUGUUACUGCAGCCGGAGAAGGGGCGUCUGGUGGUGGAUCGGGACGAACUCAUAUGCAUGGACCGCAAGUACAAGGAGCGCCAGAUGCUAUUGGUCAUGCACUACAAGCUGGAGCUGAAGAAGCAAUGCCAGUCGCACGAGGAUCUGAAGAACUGCACCUGCCUGAUGCACCACAUCUUGCCAAAGACCCAUGUUCCUCUAUACACAGUAAACUGCUCCCACUUGGAGUUCCACCACCUGCCCGCCUUUUUGCCAGACAACACCACCACUUUGGCCAUAAAUGAUAACUUGAUCAGUGACAUUAAUCCUUUGCGGGACAAUCCCCACUAUCGCCAUGUAGUGGACAUACAGUUGGAAAACAACCGCGUGGCCAACAUAGACAACCUCGAGGACACUGACUGGCUUCAAAACUUCCGGCUGCUCAACCUGAGGGGCAACAACUUGAGGAAGCUCCACGUCUAUGCCCUGGACAACGCCCUCAAUGAAAACCAGAACGCCAAUCUUCUGCUCCUCAGCCGGAAUCCUUGGCACUGCACCUGCAAGUUCGGCAGCCGGUUGCGUGAGCUGCUGACCAAGUACAAGGAGAUCGUGAGGGAUGCGUGGAAUGUGUCCUGCACCUACAUGCAGGACGAUGACCAGCUCCUGGCCAAGGUCUUGUCCCUCAGCCGGCAGGAGAUGUGCAGCGUCAGUAUGGAGAAUGGAUCGCACAUCCACCCCAUCGACUGGCUGAACGGAGUACUGGCCAGCCUAAUCCUCCUCAUCCUCGGCAAGCUAGCCUACGACUACUAUCAUUACAAGUAUUACGGUCGCGUUCCUUGGAUUGUGAUGAAGAUGCCUUAGUCCUAGUCCCUUAGUGCCUUAGAUCUUACUCGAAAGUAUUUCUCAAACACAGACCACACAUUAGUCGGUUUAUUUUCGAAAAUCUACAAGUCAAUAACGAUCUUUUGUGUCGUAC